GUCAUGUCAUGCAGGGCGCUGCUGCUGUCUGCGCGUUUGACGAAGGAUCCCCUCCCCUCCCCUCCCCCGGCGCCGGACCAGGGGGCAUGACGACGCCAUCAUCCCAAGGGCUGUGCCAGCCUCAAAGCCCAUGCCAUGCCACGACUUGCAAUCAUUGGCUUCCUUGACCUCGCAGCCUGCUGGCGGUGCUGCCCCAAUGAGUGACCCCGCCGCGCUGGCUGACGCACUCUGAGUCGGGGGGGGAGCACCAGCACCAAAGCCCUGCGGCGCACUGCAAGUCCAGCCUUUCCAGGUUGCCGUGCCUCAUUCGUGCCUGCCUCGUCUGGAGCCUCACGGGACACCUUGGCCAAAAACAGCCUUGGUGUCUGCCCGCACGUGUGGCUGGCCAAUGGCCUUUCGGCGGGGCCACACAGACGCCAACCUAAUGCUCGGCGAUCCAUCUUGCAUCGGUUCCGUGCACCUGCAGCGAAUGAAUGAGGUUGUGCGCCUGCGCUGCGCUGCGCGGCCUGCAUCUGGCAUCUCCCCCGCCGACGCCAUUCUCGGUACUAUUCACUUCGCCAUGUGUGCUGAAGAGGGGAUACACGAGAAGCCCGCAAUGAAGCCUUGCGCCUGCAAUUUGGCUACCUACUUACUAGCAUGGACAACAGUACAAUAGCUCGCCACCGGUUAUGCUCGUCUCACGAGGCGAACCGCUGCGCAUCGGAACGUUUGCCAGGCCGAGGGGGCCCUGUGCUGACGCCACCGAAAUCUCCAAACUUCAGCCGGCCUCUUUAAACGACCGCUGCCCGCUUGUCACUGUCAUGGAGACUAACAACCUUUGCUGCUCGGUGAUCUCUCGUCACCUGGCAAACUCUCGACAUUGACGUGCGCGUCUGAACACAACGCUUCCACAGGCGGAGAGUAGUUGCUCGUGCUGCACCGUUCACCAUGCGGUUACCAAUUCGCAACGACGUACCGCCGAGCUAUGACGAAGCCGUUUCCGUACACUCACACGUCAGCGCCGAAGUCUGCGGCGCAACUCUGCGUCUUGCACCUGUGCCAUCAAGGGAGGCGCUCAUCGUCAAGGUCCAGCCUCCGCGGACACCGCCCGUGGACAUCCAUCAUGUGCCCUGCGACAUUGUUCUCGUGAUUGAUGUUUCCGGCAGCAUGGGCUCACCUGCUCCGGUGCCAGGCGAAGGAGGCUCCGAAGACACCGGGCUCUCCGUACUAGAUCUUACGAAGCACGCCGCGCUCACCAUUGUCGAAACCCUCAACGCGGAUGAUCGUCUCGGAAUCGUCACAUUCGGAAGCAAGGCCAAGGUUAUACAGGACCUGGUGCCCAUGAAUGACGCGUCCAAGGCCAAGACCAAGGACAACAUCAAGUCCCUGAUACCUCAAGAUGCGACGAACCUUUGGCACGGGAUUCGUGACGCCAUUCAAGUGUUCAAAGACGGAGGGCGCAGCUCGCGGGUCCCGGCCAUGAUGGUUCUGACAGACGGCAUGCCGAACCACAUGUGCCCUCCCGCCGGUUACAUACCCAAACUCAGGUCCAUGUCCGAGCUGCCCGCAACAAUCCACACGUUCGGUUUCGGCUACAGCUUGAGGUCCGGAUUGUUGAAGUCCCUGGCGGAGUUUGGCAACGGCAAUUACGCUUUCAUACCGGACGCAGGCAUGAUCGGUACCGUGUUUGUCCACGCCGUUGCCAACUUGCAGGCCACAUUUGCAACGAACGCCAAGCUGGCACUGACGUACCCGAGCAGUCUGCAGAUAGAGUCAGCCAUGGAUUCGUCGGUUCUUCUGGAAGAGCCGAAAGCCACGGGACCCAAGGAUAAGAGAAUGAAAGCUCUGCAACUAUUGCUCGGCAAUUUGCAAUACGGGCAGUCUCGUGACAUUUUCCUCCAGGUCAGGAGGCGUGUCGCCAAGGACACCAACGGAGAGGGGGUUUUAGACCCUGCCAAUCUAGAAGUUGAAGCCACACUCGAAUUUGACAAGGCAGAGAUUCGGCCAGCGUCCCAAGAUUCGAAAACCUUUGGCACUGCUGAUCAGAAAAGUUGCACUCUGUCUGUGCGCGGGAGUAUAACACACCAGGCAUCGGACCUGAGCGACGCCGAGGUGGCGUACCACGAGUCGAGGGCACGGAUCUGCAAGUACCUCUCCUCCUGGUUUCCCAUCGGUCCAGAUGGUGAGCACAGAGUGCUCGCUGAGGGCCGGGCACAGAAACAAAAGGAGCUGGCCCAGCUGCUGGACGACCUGCCAGCGCGAAAUCACCUCGACACUCUGAAUCAGUCGCUGAUGGAGGACCUGACGGGCCCGGAGCCCAAGGGGCAGAUUUCUCUGGCUAUCAAAACAGACGAGUACUUCAACAAGUGGGGCGUGCACUACCUUCCGUCAUAUUACAACGCCCACUCGCGUCAGAUCUGCAACUCUUUCAAGGACCCCGGACCGCUGCAAUACGGCGUCGAGAGCCCGUUAUUCAACGCCUGUCGCGACCGGCUCGACAACGCUUUUGACAACCUACCUGCUCCUGAACCUACUCCGACAGUUCGCAGGGGCUGGCAUGGAGGCUCUCCAGCGGGUGGCCACGGGCAUAGCCGACCAAAAAUAUCCAUGAGUCGGUACCGUGACGCCCACGGCGUAUGCUUUGCAGGCUCGACGCUGCUGGAACUGGCUUCCGGGAGGGUCGUUCCGAUUCGAAAGCUGAAGCGGGGCAUGAAGGUGCGAACCCCAGCCGGGUCACGCAAAGUUGCGCUGGUGUUGAGGACACCCGUGCAGGCGGCUAUGCUUUGUCGGGUCGGUUCCGUGGCUGUCACGCCCUGGCACCCCAUAUCUCUGGACGGAAAGUCGUGGACCUUCCCUGCAGAUGUCGCGGGAAGCAUAGUGCGGUACACUGGGUCCGUGUACUCGGUGAUGCUUCAGCGAGACAGAAGCGCAAGGGCUCACGCGAUACGCGUGGGCUCGGUCUGGGGCGUCACGCUUGGCCACGGCUUGACCCAAGGCAGCGAUGUACGUGCGCAUGCCUUCUUUGGAGAUUACAACCGAGUCGGAAAGAGCCUCGUGGGGCUCGGGGUGGACCGCUUUGGGGUUGUUGAAGGCCGCGGCGUGGAACGCGACCCGCGCUCUGGUCUUGUUGUCGGCUUCAGGGCAAAGCUGGCUGCGAGAAGUAGCAAUCAGCUCCACCAGUCUUCCAUGAUGCGCAAGCUUUCCCUGCCACAGUCUAGCAUAUAGUCGCUGUCGGCACUGGUUGGGCGGCGUUUUGUCAUAUUAUGUACUCUGUUGACAUGCUAUCUACUUCGUAGUCGUAAUACAAUACGCUGUGCGUACGCCGGCUUCCGCAAGAAGUCCCGAG
Molecule: messenger RNA, 3325 nt
Organism: Purpureocillium takamizusanense
Lineage: Eukaryota; Fungi; Ascomycota; Sordariomycetes; Hypocreales; Ophiocordycipitaceae
Exons: 3
Coding region: 928-3204 (758 amino acids)
Source: RefSeq, a predicted model, not a curated record